GAUGCCCAGGGCUUGGGGCCGGUGCCUCCGGGGCUGAGAGGAGCCGCCUCGCCUUAUGCCCAGCCAUGCGACCCGCCAGCAGCAAGCUCCUCAGCCUCCUGGUCCUGCUCCUGAUGGGCACCGAGCUCACCCAGGUGUUGCCGACCAACCCCGAGGAAAGUUGGCAGGUGUACAGUUCUGCCCAGGACAGCGAGGGCCGGUGUAUAUGUACGGUGGUGGCCCCUCAGCAGACGAUGUGCUCACGUGAUGCCAGGACAAAGCAACUGCGGCAGCUAUUAGAAAAGGUACAAAACAUGUCCCAGUCCAUAGAGGUGUUGGACCGGAGGACCCAACGGGAUCUACAGUAUGUCGAGAAAAUGGAAAACCAGAUGAGAGGGUUGGAAACCAAGUUCAAGCAGGUGGAAGAGAGCCACAAACAACAUCUGGCAAGGCAGUUCAAGGCGAUAAAAGCGAAAAUGGAGGAGCUUAGGCCCUUGAUCCCAGUGCUGGAGGAGUACAAAGCCGAUGCCAAAUUGGUUUUGCAGUUUAAAGAGGAAGUCCAGAAUCUGACGUCAGUUCUAAACGAACUCCAGGAGGAGAUUGGCGCCUUUGACUACGAGGAGCUACAGAACAGAGUGUCAAAUCUUGAAGAGAGGCUGCGGGCGUGCAUGCAAAAAUUAGCCUGCGGGAAACUGACAGCCAUCGGCGACCCGAUUACAGUGAAGACGUCCGGAUCGAGAUUCGGUUCCUGGAUGACAGACCCGGUGGCUCCGGAAGGUGAAAACAAGGUCUGGUACAUGGACAGCUACCACAACAACCGCUUUGUUCGGGAGUACAAAUCCAUGUCGGACUUCAUGAACACGGACAACUUCACUUCCCACCGCCUCCCCCACCCGUGGUCCGGGACGGGCCAAGUGGUCUACAACGGCUCGAUCUAUUUCAACAAAUACCAAAGCCACAUCAUCAUCAAGUUCGACUUGAAGACGGAGACCAUCCUCAAGACGCGGAGCUUGGACUACGCCGGCUACAACAACGUCUACCACUACGCCUGGGGGGGCCACUCGGACAUUGACCUCAUGGUGGACGAGAACGGCCUGUGGGCCGUCUACGCCACCAACCAGAACGCGGGGAACAUUGUCAUCAGCAAGCUGGACCCCAACACCUUGCAGAGCCUCCAGACGUGGAACACCAGCUACCCCAAACGCAGUGCCGGAGAAGGCUUCAUCAUCUGCGGCACUUUGUACGUCACCAACGGCUACUCCGGCGGCACCAAGGUGACGUACGCUUACCAGACCAACACCUCCACCUACGAGUAUAUAGAUAUCCCCUUCUUAAACAAAUACUCCCACAUUUCCAUGUUGGACUACAACCCGAAAGACAGGGCUCUCUAUGCCUGGAACAAUGGACACCAGAUACUUUACAACGUCACGCUCUUCCACGUUGUCCGAUCCGAUGAAUUGUAGUCCGCCCGACGGUCGGAUAAGGCGAACGACGGCAAAGAAGCCAGAGGUGCAAUAUAUGGAAACGGAUUUUUUAGGAAACAGCUGCCAAAAUCGCCAAAGGAAAGGAGCCGUUGUUGUCAAGGUCAGCGUGCCGUUCUCCGGCGGGCGUUCCCAAAAACCAGGGAGGAAAAUUACAAUAAAAUACACUCAUUUGCAGCUGGAACUGCACUUGACAAACCAUUUCUUUUUCAGUUGUCGUUUGGUUUUGAUUUUCCAGGGAUUCGGGGGAGGUUUUGGGGGGUCCGUUUCUUUGCCUUUUGUUCCAAUAGCAACGCUGUAGUACAAUGUUAAGGCAAUGACUGUUGGAAAUGUAUCGUCGAGAUGGGUCGGGACACACGUUUCUCUCUCUCAUCCGCACCCGCCCACUCUUUUUUGGUGUUUUGCAUGGACAUUUCCUACGUCACAACUGGCUACGAUGGAUUGUUGGAAAUACGAGGGUUGGUGAACGAAGGUUUUUUUCCCCCCGUCGCAGCUAGCUACCGGUCCUUUCCCCAUCUCUUUUUCCUCUGUGUUUUAUGUCACCUUUAGAAUAAUUGUUCCGAGACCCAAAGUAGCUAAUGAAUCUGUGUCUUUAGUAGCUAUAAAAUACAAAAAAGGGAAAAAAUAAUGAAAAAAAGGUAUGUAUUAUGAACAAGUCGUUGUACCCAACUAUUUGUUUAAACAUGUAUCCAGCCAAUAUCUUGUACACUGUAUGUCUGUUAUUAACCAGAGGUGGAAAAAAUAAUAAUACUUUGUAUGUCCAAGUUUAUGCAAUGAAUGUUGUACAUGGAAAUGACGUCAUUUGGAUUAAUAAAUGAAGGUUUCAUAUCUUUAAAAAAAAUA
Anolis carolinensis (green anole) is the source of this 2303-nucleotide messenger RNA. RefSeq names its product olfactomedin 1 (gene olfm1). The record is from RefSeq and is a predicted model, not a curated record. Bases 66 to 1442 code for a protein of 458 amino acids. Gene Ontology annotation, biological process: signal transduction. The transcript has 6 exons. Lineage: Eukaryota; Metazoa; Chordata; Lepidosauria; Squamata; Anolidae.